Molecule: messenger RNA, 4253 nt
Organism: Betta splendens (Siamese fighting fish)
Lineage: Eukaryota; Metazoa; Chordata; Actinopteri; Anabantiformes; Osphronemidae
Product: voltage-dependent calcium channel gamma-4 subunit
Exons: 4
Coding region: 566-1567 (333 amino acids)
Biological process (GO): calcium ion transmembrane transport; positive regulation of synaptic transmission, glutamatergic; postsynaptic neurotransmitter receptor diffusion trapping
Cellular component (GO): postsynaptic density membrane; voltage-gated calcium channel complex; AMPA glutamate receptor complex
Molecular function (GO): channel regulator activity; voltage-gated calcium channel activity
Source: RefSeq, a predicted model, not a curated record
AUUUGGGAUCAUUCUUCAGCUUGGGUGUGUUUCAUCUUGACGUUAUGUGACUUCUGAUCACUGGUGAUACUUUCGCUGCUUCCAUGCAACCUGCUGCUCCCCGUAUACGUCCCUCUUCCAUCAGCUGAUCCCCAUUGGCCUGGCUUCAGCCGUGGAAGGUGUGGUCUGGACGAACUGCGCCGCAUCCUUUGCCGAGCCCCGCCGUUAAAUACCGAAUGGUCGUAACGGCGUCUACUCGCCGCCGUUGGCUCUCCGUCUCCCUCCAAUUACAGAGUUUGAUCAACGCGCCCCCCGCUUUCAGGUCGAACGUCACCACCUGUGGCGGCGGAUAGGACAUGUCCGACCAACUCAGCGGACUGAAACGGCAACUGCGCUCGCGCCAGGCUCCGCCACUCGGAUCGAGUGCCGUGGGAAGGGGAGAAGCGCGCGAGCGGGCGAGGAUCGAGACUCGAUGAGGGGAAACCCCGCGAGACGCGCGCGCUCCUUCUGACCAUGGUUUUGGGCGCCGCGCGCUCCUCGCCGUGCGCGUAAGCUGCUGUGGAGGAGCCACACGCUAUGAGACGCCAUGGCAUGGUGUGACCGAGGGGUUCAGACUCUGCUGGCCGUCGUGGGGGCCUUUGCCGCCUUCAGCCUCAUGACCAUCGCCAUCGGCACCGACUACUGGCUUUACUCUCGUGCGUACAUCUGCAACGCCACUAAUGUCACCGCUGACGAGACCCAGAUGCAAAGCAAGAAAGUCAAAGGCGACCUGACGCACUCCGGGCUGUGGAGAAUCUGCUGCAUCGAAGGUAUCAACAAAGGGAGCUGUUUUCGGAUCAAUCACUUCCCAGAGGAUAACGACUACGAUACGGACAGCUCGGAGUACAUCUUACGGAUAGUCCGCGCGUCCAGCCUCUUCCCCAUCCUCAGCACCGUCCUGCUGAUGCUGGGCGGCCUGUGCGUCGGGGCCGGGCGCGUCUACAACAGCAGGAACAACAUCCUGCUCAGCGCCGGCAUCCUGUUUGUAGCUGCAGGCCUCAGCAACAUCAUCGGCAUCAUCGUCUACAUCUCCAGCAACGCCGGCGACCCCAGCGACAAGAAGGACGAGGACAAGAAGAACCAGUACAACUACGGCUGGUCCUUCUACUUCGGGGCGCUGUCGUUCAUCGUGGCGGAGUCGGUCGGCGUCCUCGCCGUCAACAUUUACAUCGAGAAGAACAAGGAGACGCGCUACAGGGCCAGACGCGACUUCAUCAAAGCCACCUCCUCCUCCUCCCCGUACUCGCGCAUUCCGAGCUACCGCUACCGGCGGCGGCGCUCGCGCUCCAGCUCCAGGUCCACGGACCCGUCCCGGGAGCCCUCGCCGGUGGGCAUGAAGGCGGGGGGAGGGGGAGGGGGGGCCGCGCUGGGCAUGGGGCUGCCGAUGGGAGACAUAUCCCUGUACGCCCUCAGCAGGGACCCUUUGAAGGGGGCCAGUGGGACAGCGGGGCCCUACAGUCCUGAGAGGGACUCCGGCUUUUUACAAGUCCACAACUGCUUCCAGAAGGACGCGAAGGAUGGCGCGAACCGGAGGACCACGCCGGUAUGAGGGCGGGAGCGUGUGCCGGGGUAAACAAUAAGCCUGAUGGAGCACGUUAGCUACUGUACAGUUAAUGAGAGGGGACAGUUCCUCCCGGGGCCAUUGUUGAAAGGUCAGAGCUCUAAAUUGUUUUCCUUGCGUCCCUCUGUGCGUUUCAUUCGGUGGAGGAGGAAAAACGGACCUAAAAAUAAGACGACGUCCCUUUUCAUAUGACUCUGUGUCUUUUGCUUAAACGUGGAUGCCGCUUUGUAGCGAUGGUUGAACUGUUCCGUUCUAAAAGGACACGUCCACUGUUUGACAAAGCGGCUUCUUCCCCAUAGAUAAAGGUUGGCAGUGUUCUGACAUGCAUUCAAAUAAACGUACUUAGGACGUGUUCAUCUUUUCUAGAUAAGAUGCUGAAGAAGGCAGAAUAUUCCAUGUGCGUUUCCAGGUGAUGAUGAUGUUUUAUAGUCAGAUGUAGCUGUAUAAUGUUUUUUCGACAUUAUUGUAUUUCUUUCAUUCUAGGACAAAAGACUAAAUAGAUUUAUGUGGUUAGUUAUGAAAGUAUUAUUGUGUUUCUGUUUGUAACUUAACACAACUGGUGCUAACUUAACCUGUACACCUUUAAAAGCGCCUCAGCUGCCGUUUGAAUACUUGUAAUCAAGCUUGUAUGUGAGUCUAGUGAUAGAAAUGUGUGUGUUCCAGUAGAUGAAGUGUGUUACGGUUCAGAAACGCUGCCGCACUAUUACACAACCGUACUGCGAACAUGGAUUUCUGCUGUUCUACAUGUAUAUAAUGCCACACAUGCUGUGGGCUUGUUGUACAGACUGUGUGUGUGUGUGUGUGUGUGUGUGUGUGUGUGUGUGUGUGUGUGUGUGUGUGUGUGUGUGUGUGUGUGUGUGUGUGUGUGUGUGUGUGUGUGUGUGUGUUCGCUCAGGGUCCAUGUAAGGAACUAAUGGAUUCCUUCCCUACGCCAGACAGACUGUUAAGUUACUGUGUGUGGGAUCCUGCUGUGUUAACGUAUGUGCAGAGAACUGUGGGUGUAUGAAUCUCUGAUCACACUGCGAGGAACGUAUUGUUAGUGUGAAAACUAUUCUGAUCUGGUACUAUUAUCUUAUAGAUGUUUUGGUGUUUAAUAGAAAACCCCAAGAAACAGCCAAAAAGACCUUGGUGUGGAAUUUUUAACACUUGAUCGGACCGGAGGCUCAUUUUUAAAUGGCAUGAAUUACACUAAACGUCCAACACGCAGCUACUUUCCUCCGCCGUUCCUGAUUGAUGAAGCACGCGGCUAAUGACGCGGGCUCGAUUGGCCCGUUAUGCUGGGCCACGAAGCGCCACGGCAGACAGUCGGGCACCCACAGGGUGUUAAAGGAAAUCGGCAUCAGCCAACUUAAUGCUCGACUGAGCUAACAGGCUCCCAAAUGCUCAUCCAGACUCUGCAAAGUUUGUCUCAUUGUCUCCAAACAAACACUGGAGCGAAGUGGGCGUUGUGUGUGUGUGCGCAGCUACUGCUGCUAGAAGAUCAAAUUACUCAUUUUUGCUAUAGCACACACUCCACUGACUUCCGUGUCAACUUCAUGGUUUGUUUCCCUGCUGUAUUUUUAGCGGCAGCUGGGAUUGGUUUAAUUUGUUUCUUGCUUUGUGAAUCAUGGCCGCCGCGCCUGUCUCGCGUGUUUAAGCAUUCAGGGCCACGGCGGGCUGUGGGAAGUGGCUGCUCCUCCAGUUAUAGUUGUCAUUCAAGUCACUGGAACGGAGAAGAGGAAGCCUUGAAUUAGAAUAGACUCGUUUUCGCCCCGAGAGUGUGUGAUGUGUCUUUGCUGAGCCAAGCUGGCCUCCCGGUUCCAGCCCAUCGCCCCCUUAUCCGGGCCAGAACCCGGCCCGUUAUAUCUGAGAGCCGCUGACAUUUCCAUCCACGAUGAGCCGCACCGACCCGCCGACCUCGGCGCCGCCGGGAGUGAGAUGGCAGCGUCACCUCUCUGGACGCCCACAGAACUAGCCAACAUGCUUGUUAGCAUCGGAACUGCACCCGGCUGUGCCGGGCAGAUGAAGUCAGGCGUCAGGGUGUCAACUCAGCUUCUGUCUCUUUAACCAGAAAACCAUAGGGUGAUGCAUUUGCAGUCGCUGUCCCUUCGCACUAGUAUAUUGACCCUGCUAUUAGCAAGUGGUGGGAGCAGCGCUGUUUAGCAGCCAUUUUACUCAUUACACAGAGUUUGUCAACAGCACGUGUUGGUUUAACUUUGUGCUGUUUGAACCACAUGUACUCUGAGCUUCUGUGGAAGCCAGAUGUGAUUUCCUCCCCCGGAGAUCGGAUCUCCACGGGGCCCCUUCACUCCUCCCAAGUUCUUUUUGAAAAUCUAAAAUGGCUGACACUGCUGCCAGCAGGGGGCCCGGUUCCCCUCUCCCCGUCGGCACCGGCGUCGUACUCCAGGAACCGCGGGCGUUCGUUAGGAUGACAUCUGUCACUGCGCUAAGACUGGAUUUAGUCGGCAGCAGUCGGAGCUCAACCCGUUUCGGCUGUAACGACGCAUGAAGCGCAUCGGAUCUUUGUGGUGUGGCGUGAUUGGGUCAUGUCUUACGUUGGUGGUGCAUUUUAGCCUCUCAGUCCUCUGUGUGUUGCCAUACUGUACACUGCUCAUGUUUAACAUAUUGUACUGCCAAGCCUGUAAAUAUGUCAUUUAAGUCACUCUGAAAUAAAAACGUGGCGAAUGGAACUGAA